Messenger RNA from Poeciliopsis prolifica (blackstripe livebearer), 4489 nucleotides. RefSeq names its product protocadherin-19-like. Gene Ontology annotation, cellular component: plasma membrane. NCBI's taxonomy places the organism in Eukaryota, Metazoa, Chordata, Actinopteri, Cyprinodontiformes, Poeciliidae. Gene Ontology annotation, molecular function: calcium ion binding. The record is from RefSeq and is a predicted model, not a curated record. Bases 1069 to 4350 code for a protein of 1093 amino acids. The transcript has 5 exons. Gene Ontology annotation, biological process: homophilic cell-cell adhesion.
CGAGAGGAGCGCUUGUUGGAGUCAACUAGACAGCCUACUGGCAACGAGUGGUGAUUUCUUUUUUUCCCUCCCUCUCUCUGCCUCAGUCAGGCUGGAUAUAGGCUACAGUGCUUCAGUUUCUCUGCAGCCACACAUAAGAUGCGUUUUGAACGUACAGUAAGCUCUGGCAUCGCCUCAUCCCAACUGGCUGCAUUUUCAGCGGAUUUUUUUUUUCUUUCUCUUUUUGUGCGCCUGGACUAUUGACUGGGAUCUGUUUUAGCCUUUCCAAGUGAGAUGAGAGGGAAUUAAUUAGGAAGUGGAAGCUUGAAGACUUGAGGAGGGGGUUGGAAGAAGGACUAAAUCUGCUGGAAAUUAAAAGGUAAUCGGGAGUUUGAGUGAUGUGAUGAGACAUUCCUUCAACUGCACCCCUUUUACGCAAAAAGAUAUCCGGACUGUUGAACAUUUCCUUGCUUGAAGAUCUUUUUUUUAUUGAGAUGCAAUUUUCAAGAGGAUUUUUUUAAAAAUAGCUGCUUCUAAUUAAAAAGAGUGAUUAUUUUUAUCCAAAGAAAAGGACGACCUGAAUAUCGACCCCCUGUCAGGUCGGGGCGGUGAAAUUCACACAGACUUUUCAGCCACAUCGCUCCAUCUGCGCGAAAGAUAAAGAUUUCUGCGGACUUGAGUCUCUGCAGUAUUUUUUUCUCCUCCCUUUCGCUCUCUUGAAAAAAUGAACACUUUAACAUAUGAAGCGUGCGUAAGGUCAGUUUUCUGCUCUUUGAGAGCUGCGCGGAUUUCCACGGCUAAAUCCCAACUGUAAGGAGAUUCAGCAUGUUUUCACUAUUCUGUCGCGCUCAGUGUUUCUCCCGCUGCAGCAGACCGGAGGAUGUGCUCUGCCUGAGAAGAAUCAAAUAGGCACUUGUUAGAAUUAGAGCUCAUUGACUGCAAAUAGAAGAGACAUUCAAUCAAACUUAGUUUCUUUUUCUUUUCUUUAAGAGAUGAUUUAUCUGCGCGUUUUUCUCUCCUAUUUUUGACGCGCAUCCUUGUGCGUAAUUCUUCAGAAAAACUCAACAGGUUCAACAGCAAGCCCUGGAGAUGGAAUUAAUACAAAUAGCCUCCGUUUUCCUUUUAUUCUGGGUCGGAACUGAGGCUGUUAUCAACCUGAAAUAUGGAAUAAACGAGGAGAUGAAGCCCGGGUCGGUGAUUGGGAACGUUACGAGGGACGCGCUCAUGCAGGGAUUUCAGAUUGCGCCGCAGCCUCCUUACUUGAGGGUUAUUUCCAAUUCAGAACCGCGAUGGGUGGAACUCAGUCCGGCCGGGAUUCUUACAACCCAGAUGAAGAUAGAUCGGGAUGUAGUUUGCAGACAGAACCCGAAGUGCAUUAUUUCCCUAGAAGUGAUGUCAAACUCCAUGGAGAUCUGCGUAAUCAAAGUUGAAAUCGAGGAUUUGAACGACAACGCGCCCCGGUUCCCGACGAGCCACAUUGACAUAGAAAUUUCCGAGAACGCAUCCCCUGGUACCAGGUUUCCCCUAGAGGGUGCGAGCGAUCCGGACUCGGGGAUCUUUGGAGUGCAGUCCUAUUCCAUCACCCCGAACGAGCUUUUCGGGCUAGAAAUAAAAACUAGAGGGGACGGAUCCAAGAUCGCAGAGCUGGUUGUGCAGAAAUCUUUAGACAGAGAGACCCAGUCCCACUAUACGUAUGAAAUCAGUGCAGAGGACGGAGGAGACCCUCCGAAGAUAGGCGCGGUCCAGUUAAACAUUAAAGUGAUAGAUUCGAAUGACAACAACCCCGUUUUUGACGAGCCGGUUUACACGGUGAAUGUGAUGGAGAACUCCCCCGUCAACACAUUAGUCAUAGACCUGAACGCCACGGAUCCUGACGAGGGCACUAAUGGAGAGAUUGUGUACUCGUUCAACAGUUACGUCACCGAGAAAACGAGGGAGGCUUUCAAAAUUGACCCCAGGACGGGGAUCAUCACGGUCAACGGCGUGUUGGAUUACGAGACCACGCAGAUCUAUGAGAUCGACGUCCAGGCCAAAGAUCUGGGUCCCAACUCCAUCCCGGCUCACUGCAAAGUCACAGUGAACGUGAUGGACACGAACGACAACCCACCUGUGAUCAGCCUGCUCUCGCUGAACACAGAGAUGGUGGAAGUGAGUGAGAACGCGCAGCGUGGGUAUGUGAUUGCGCUGGUGAGGGUGUCAGAUAAGGACUCGGGGGCCAAUGGGAAAGUGAAGUGCACCCUGCAGGGCAAUGUUCCCUUCAGGCUGCAAGAGUAUGAGAGCUUCUCCACCAUUCUGGUCGACGGGAGGCUGGACAGAGAGCAGAAGGACACCUUCAACCUGACCAUCCAGGCAGAGGACAGCGGCAUCCCUCAGCUACGCGCCACCAAAUCUCUGGUGGUCAAAGUCACAGAUGAGAAUGACAAUCCGCCACACUUCCUAAAGCCACACUAUCAAGAGAUGGUGAUGGAGAACAACCUCCCAGGUUCCUGUCUGCUGGCUGUGUCAGCAGAGGACCCAGAUCUGGGCAUGAAUGGCACAGUCUCCUACUCUAUAGUCCCUGGUGAGAUUAAACACAUGGAUGUAAACACAUACGUGAGCAUAAACCCAUCAGGCCGCAUUUACUCCAUGAGAUCAUUCGAUCAUGAAUACACCAGGACUUUUGACUUCAAAGUUCUGGCAAGAGACAACGGCAACCCCUCCUUGUCCAGCAACGCCACAGUUCGCAUUGUGGUGCUGGACGUCAACGACAACACGCCUGUGAUGACAAACCCCCCGCUGGUCAACGGUACAGCGGAGGUCUCCAUCCCGAGGAACGCCGGGGUGGGGUACAUGGUGACCCAGGUGAAGGCUGAUGACUAUGAUGAAGGGGAGAACGGGCGGCUGACCUACACCAUCUCAGAGGGCGAUAGGGCCUUCUUUGAGAUCGACCAGGUGAAUGGAGAGGUGCGCUCCACCAGGAUGUUUGGGGAGAACGCCAAGUCCACCUAUGAGAUCACAGUGGUGGCCAGGGACCAUGGCAAACCCUCCCUCUCUGCCUCGGCCUACAUCGUGGUGUACCUCUCUCCGGAUCUGAACGCCCAAGAGACCAUCGGACCCGUCAACCUGUCUCUCAUAUUCAUCAUCGCCCUGGGCUCCAUUGCAGCCAUCCUCUUCAUCACCAUGAUCUUUGUGGCGGUCAAAUGCAAGAGGGACAACAAGGAGAUCCGGACAUACAACUGCAGUUUCUUCUACUUGCGCAGGGUGGCGGAGUACUCCUACGGCAACCAGAAAAAAUCCAGCAAGAAGAAGAAGCUGAGCAAGAACGACAUCCGCCUGGUGCCGCGAGACGUCGAGGAGACAGACAAGAUGAAUGUGGUGAGUUGCUCAUCUCUCACCUCCUCGCUCAACUACUUCGACUACCACCAGCAGAGCCUGCCACUGGGCUGCAGGCGCUCCGAGAGCACCUUCCUCAACGUGGAGAACCAGAACUCACGCAAUGCGGCCCCCAACCACGGCUAUCAGCACUCGUUCACAGGGCAGGGUCACCAGCAGCCAGACCUCAUCAUCAACGGCAUGCCACUGCCAGAGACGGAGAAUUAUUCCAUUGAUUCCAGUUAUGUGAACAGCAGAGCCCACCUCAUUAAAAGGCCCCCAUGUAGCACAUCAACGUUCAAGGACCUGGAGGGCAACAGCCUGAAGGACAGCGGCCACGAGGAGAGCGACCAGACCGACAGCGAACAUGACGUCCAGAGAGGACACUAUGUUGACACGGCUGUCAAUGACAUGCUGAACAUGACCGUCCCCCCCAAUGUUUGCCAGCUGCCAGACCAAGAUCCUGGAGAGGGAUUCCACUGCCAGGAUGAGUGUCGCAUAUUGGGCCACUCUGACCGCUGCUGGAUGCCUCGGGUUUCGGUCCCAGCACGCGCCAAGUCACCCGAGCACGCUCGCAACAUCAUCGCUUUGUCCAUCGAGGCCACCACGGUGGACGUGCCGCACUAUGAGGACGGCACAAUCAAGAGGACUUUUGCCACCUUUGGCAAGGAUGGGCCAGAGGAUGUUGAACGGGGAGAGGUGAAGGGAAAGCGGACUCAGGAGUCUCAGGUGUGCAGCCCCAAGGCCAACGGAGGGGCUGUUCGCGAAGCUGGCAAUGGGCGUGAGGCCGCCAGUCCCAUCACCUCCCCUGUGCACCUGAAGAGCCCGAUGUCCAAGGCGUCAUCUUCCUACAAUACACUGAAAUGUCGUGACGCAGAGCGGAUCGCAAACCACAGCCUGUUGCGGCAGCCUGAGGGGAAGGACAGUGAGCCAGCCGUCAGGGAGAUCAACACGCUCCUGCAUGACGGCCGAGACAAGGAGUCCCCCAGCAGCAAGCGCCUGAAGGACAUUGUACUUUAGCAAGCAUCUUGGCGACACUCCAACAUGCACACACAUAUACAGUGUAAACUCACAUAUAUAUAUUUACCCCGCGGUCGCUGUGUGUACACAGCCCUGCUGUGGAAGUGUAGAGACACACCCAUUUGCAGAAUCCAAAACC